AUGGCUUUUCUGUUUAAAUCCAAGAAAAAUCAACAGGGGACCGCCCUGCCUUCGGCCACAAGAAACGUCCACACCUCCGAAGGUGCUCCGUCGACCGGCAACCCUCCAAUGGCUAAUGGUGUCAAGGCUGAGGGGAGCUUCGGACAGACUCCGACCCCUAGUAGCAGUUACAACAACUCAUUGCAUUCGGCGACGAGCCCAACAAGUCCGGAACCCGUGAGACCCCGACCAAGAGCAGAAUCCGAGUCACAGGUAAGGUCCAAUUCUCAAAACUCUGGGCCAAUGAGUCCUGACUCGAAUUCUCGCCAGGCCCAACGCCCGCAACAAACGCCAAAUGGCGUGUCCCCGCAGAGCCCCAACUCAACCCUCUAUCCCUGGUCGCAACGGCGCCUCAAUUUCUCGACUCCACAAGCAACACCAUUCCCACGAUAUGGCGCUGCCAUCAAUGCGGUGGCCUCGAAAGAGGGCGACAUUUACUUGAUGGGUGGUCUGAUCGAUGGCUCCACCGUUAAGGGGGAUCUGUGGAUGGUUGAAAGCAGUGGUGGUAGCCUGUCAUGUUUCCAAAUUGCGACGGUUUCUGAAGGCCCGGGGCCUCGAGUUGGCCACGCCAGCUUGCUGGUUGGCAAUGCUUUCAUCGUUUUUGGUGGUGAUACCAAGAUUAAUGAGAGCGAUGCGUUGGAUGACACUCUUUACCUGCUCAAUACCUCAUCACGACAAUGGUCUCGCGCAAUCCCCCCUGGUUCUCGGCCCGCUGGACGGUACGGUCAUACUCUCAAUAUCUUGGGCUCCAAACUUUUCGUUUUCGGUGGUCAGGUUGAAGGCUUCUUCUUCAAUGAUCUGGUGACCUUCGAUUUGAAUCAACUCCAGAACCCUUCAAACAAGUGGGAAACUCUCGUUCCGAAUAGCCACGAAGGCGGUCCCCCCGAGGGACAAAUUCCUCCCGCUCGAACCAACCACAGUAUGGUCAGCUAUAACGACAAAUUAUAUCUUUUUGGAGGAACUAACGGCGUACGUUGGUUCAACGACGUGUGGGCUUAUGACCCUCGUGCCGGUUCAUGGACAGAGAUGGAUUGUGUUGGAUUUAUUCCCACUCCCAGAGAGGGCCAUGCAUCUGCUUUGGUUAAUGAUGUGAUGUACGUGUUUGGUGGUCGUACCGAUGAGGGAGUCGACUUGGGUGAUCUUUCUGCCUUCCGUAUCUCCACUCGUCGCUGGUAUUCUUUCCAAAAUAUGGGCCCAGCUCCAUCUCCCAGAUCUGGACACAGUAUGACAGCGUUUGGAAAGCAAAUCAUCGUCAUGGCUGGUGAGCCUAGCUCAGCCCCUCGCGAUGCUAAUGAGCUCAGCAUGGCGUAUAUCCUCGAUACAUCUAAAAUUCGAUAUCCCAAUGAUUCGGGUACAGCCGAACGCAGUGCCGUCCCAGGAGGUAGGAAUGCCGAAAAGCAGGGUCCUCUCUCUGGGCGAACCUCCCGCGAGGCUCAAAGCGCAACUCCAGACCAGAUGCGACGUGGCCCAUCUCGUGAGAGUCUGAUCCAGAAUACAAGCAACAAGCCUGGCGAGUUUGGGUCUAACCCCAACCUUGGACCGGGACCAGGAUCUCGACUACCCCGUGCAUCUAUUGCACAAGCGCCUUCAGGGCCACCCCCUCCCGGGCAAGCGCCAUCUCCUGGCCCUCGCAGUAAUGGACCCCAGUCCGGCAUGAACCCUCGCAGCAAGACCCCCACAAAGAUGGAACGUGGUUACACAGGCACUGUUGAUGUCCGGGUUGCCAAUUCCGAACGAGAAGCCGAGUCCCCUGUUGCUAAAGAUCAAUUCCAGGACUCCCAGGGUAGUAGCGGGCAACGUACACCAACAGGAUCACAAAGGAUAUCUGCCAAGGCAAUGGAAGCCGGAGAAGCAGCCCCCUUAACCACACCUGCCCGUCAACGCUCAUUGCGGUCGCAAAGGCAGCGUGGCUCGGUUGAUAGCGCAGAAGAAUCUGUUCUUGGCCGCCAAACCAGUAUCGAUGGAUCGAUUGAGGGCCGAGCCUUUCGCAACUCCAAGACGCUUGGCGAGGAGCCUAGAUCGCCAAAAUUAACUCCUCAUCAGGAGGCCUUGAUAAAGGAGUUGGAAUCUGCUAAAGCUCGCAAUGCCUGGUAUGCUUCUGAAUUGGCUCUAGCCAGGAAAGGAGGAUAUGUGCCCAAUGCUUCUAGCAGCCCCGCUAUCGACGAACGCACAAGUGACUCGCUGAACGACGAGGAUCGCCCUCUGGUCGAAGCAUUCCUUGGUAUGCGAGCCGAGUUGUCCAAGAUGCAAGCCACUGUUGAUAGGCAAGCUGCCAUUGCAUCUAAACGCAUUGCAGAAGUUGAACAUCAACGCGAUGUGGCUGUUAGCGAAGCCGCUUACUCGCGAGCUCGACUAGCUGCCCAUGGCGGUAGUCAACGUGGAACCCCACAGCCUGAGAUUUCUCGUGAAGUUGAGGAUGGUGUGGAGAGGCCAACCGACAUGGGUCGUCGUCUUGCGUUGGCUCUCGCAUCUCAGUCAGAGCUCAAGGCCAGAUUGGAUGUGAUGACCACUGAUUUGCAACAGGAGAAACAGGCUAAAGAACUGGCUGAGGAUACCAACGAGGCGACUCGCAAACGUCUAGCAGAGUUGGAAAUGCAAAGCAACGCUCUUGAGUCAGAGAACCUUCGGGCUGAGCUUCACCGUGCUGAGGCAUCCUCCAGAGAAGAAGCCCUGUUACGUGCUGAGGCCGAGGCGACCUUGAGUCAGCUUAUUAUCGACAAGGAAGAAUUACUUCACCAGAUUGAAGAAUCAUCUGGUCGUCUCAAGGACUUCGGUACCAACUUCGGUAGCCUGAAAGAAGCUGUUGCCUCCUCUGCUGCGAAGGUAACUGUUGUUGAAAAACAAUUACUGGAUGAGAGAGAGCGCCGCGAAGGACUGGAGAGAAAGCUACUCCAACUUCGAACGGAACAUGAAGAGCGGACUACUGAAGUGGAGAACAUUACCCGCCGUCUACGUGAUGCAGAGGAGCUUGCUGAUAUCCAUGCCAAAGAAGCUGAAACUCACAAGAUGGCUUUCGUCUCGGGUCUGGAGCGUGCCUCUUCUACUGACUUGGGGGCUUCUAUUCGAUCUCGCGCUGACCAGCGUGUUGCCGCUUUGGAGGCUCAAAUUGAACGAUCUAGUACUUUGGCCAAGGCCAACCAGGCUGCGGCUGAUUCUGCGGCCGAGAAAUUGCGACGGGCUGAAGAACGUAUUGCCGGUUUGGAGGCAUACCAAGAACAGGCCAGCCGUGAAGGCCUGCAGUUACGCCGCCAGCUACAGACCGCUAUGAAAGAAAGCCAAGCAGCUACCGCAGAGAGCAGAGACCUCAAGUCUCAGCUUGAUUCUCAUCAGCGUGAUGCUGGCGCUUUGAACAUUCAGCAUGCGGCUCUGAAGGAUCUCUUGGGUGAACGUGGCAUCAACGCUGAUACUCGACGAUCGCCCCGUCUUGAAUCGCCAGGAUCCCGCUUUGGUACGCCCGAACAAGGUCGACUACGCGAGUUGGAGCAGCAACUUUCUACCAGCAUGAAGGCUCAUGAUGAUCUCAAGAAUUCAUUUGAAUCCCGGGAGCAAGAAGCCGACCGCGCAUUCCGUGAGAAGUUGGAGCAACUCGAGAAUGAUUACCAGUCAGCUGUUCACUACGUUAAGGGCACUGAGAAGAUGUUGAAGCGUAUGAAGGAUGAACUAAGCCGCUACAAGACUCAGAAUGCCAAGCUACAGGGUGAAUUGGAGGUGGCCCAGAAGGGGCUGGAGAAUGCUAGCAGCCAAUCCGACAACUUCGCAGAAUGGGAGACUGAGCGGGUUCGCCUCGAGAAGUCCAUUGUCGACCUGCAGCAGAACACUACAGUGUCUCUCGAGGCCCUAGAAGGCCAGGUUUCACAGCUCAAGGAACAGGUUGCUCGCGCCAAUUCUGAGAAAGAAACGUCCCAGGUUGAGCACAGUCGUAUCCAAAAGGAAUUGUUCUCUAUUGCUGAGCGUACUCGUUUCGAACUGGAGCAGCUCAAACAAGAGAACGUGCAUCUAGAAACCCGUGCCUCCGAUGCAGAACAGAAGGUCAACAUGCUUCUAGAGCAGGUCGAGACAUCGGUGGGUCACUACCGCCGCCAGUCCCAACACAUCCAAGGCGCCAAUGGUAUUUCCCGCAGCCAUAGCAAUGCCUCCAGCAACACUGCUGAUGGUCGCGGUGGUGGUCGCGCCCGAGCAGACAGCAGUGUUUCACAAGAUUCUACAUCUUUCCCUGACAACCGUGGCUCAAUGGCCCUGGACUCCCUCGCUAAUGAGCUCGAGACCCUCCGGAGCCACUGGGAAAGCACCAACCGCAACUAUCGCCUUAGUAGCCAGCUGGACCUGGAACGAACCCCGACCAAGGAUGACAGUAAUGGACCUGCUAUGAUGAGCGAUAGUCUUGCGGAGUGGCGUCGCCGUUUGGAUGAAGAAGAGCGGACUGUUACCAACAACAAGCCGAAGACUAUGCCCUCCGGCCCUAGUGCAACUAAUGUUAUCUAA
This is a messenger RNA of Penicillium angulare, 4521 nucleotides long. RefSeq names its product putative cell polarity protein (Tea1). Gene Ontology annotation, molecular function: protein binding. Lineage: Eukaryota; Fungi; Ascomycota; Eurotiomycetes; Eurotiales; Aspergillaceae. The record is from RefSeq and is a predicted model, not a curated record. The transcript is spliced from 2 exons. The coding region runs from base 1 to 4521 and encodes 1506 amino acids. Gene Ontology annotation, biological process: regulation of cell shape.